Messenger RNA from Ilex paraguariensis (yerba mate), 1239 nucleotides. NCBI's taxonomy places the organism in Eukaryota, Viridiplantae, Streptophyta, Magnoliopsida, Aquifoliales, Aquifoliaceae. The record is from the annotation of a GenBank genome assembly.
AUGAAAGAUCUAAGGGAUCUUCAUUAUAUGUUGGGUAUUGAAGCAAAACGCACUGCUACAGUGCUUCAUCUUUCUCAAUCCAAGUACGCUCUUACCCUGUUAUCACGUGCAAGUAUGCUUGAAGUGAAAUUGGGUCCCACACCUGCCACACCCAAUUCGAAGCUAUCUCAACAUGAAGUUAUAUUGGAGAACAAGGAAGGUCUUCCCAAUGGUUUGCCUCAUCUGGUCUACAUCUCCAGAGAGAAGCAUCCAAAGCAGCCACAUCAUUUCAAAGCUGGUGCCAUGAAUGUUCUGACCAGAGUGUCAGGAGUGAUGACAAAUGCUCCUUUCAUGCUGAAUGUAGACUGUGAUAUGUAUGCCAACAAUCCCCAGAUGGUUCUUCAUGCUAUGUGCAUGUUACUUGGUGUCAAGAAUGAAAUGGACAGUGGCUUUGUUCAAUAUACACAAUGCUUCUAUGAUGGACUCAAGGAUGACCCAUUUGGAAAUCAGUUGGUGGUUUCUUUCGAGUUGCGAGGAGUGGGUGAUGAGAGUUUGCAGAAUACAUUUGGAAAGUCAAUGAAAUUCUUCAAAUCAGCAGCCCAGACUGUAUCAGAAUCCCAUGCAAAGACCCAGAAUCCAAGCUGUCUGUCGAGUUCCCUUGAGGCAGCAUAUCAAGUUGCGAGUUGUUGCUAUGAACAGGGUACCAGCUGGGGUGAAAAGAAGAGAUGGUCCACUGGGCUUCAGGAAAUUCUGCUUAGCCCAAAAAGCCCAAUAUUUACUACCUUCAAUAGUGAGCUCCAGUUUAGGCAAUGCCUGGCCUACGUGGGGAUUCAGAUGUCGGCUCUGCAAACCAUUCCGGAGAUUUGUUACGCUGCUCUGCCGGCUUAUUGCAUUAUCACCAACUCUCACUUCUUGCCCAAGGUCUACGAACCAACUAAACUUAUAAUUGUCGCUUUCUUUCUUAUUUACAACAUAUAUACUCUAUUAGAAUCCGUACGAGUAGGCUUGUCAAUCCAAGCAUGGUGGAACAAUCAAAAAAUGUCAAGAAUCAUAUCAGUGACAUCAUGGUUCUUUGGAUUUCUAAGUGGUACACUCAAGCUCCUAGGAUUAUCCGAGACUAUGUUUGAAGUUACAAAGAAAAACCAAACCACCGGUGCCCAUGACACCAAUGCUAGUGCAGGAAGGUUCACAUUUGAUGAGUCCCUGAUCUUCGUGCCCGGCACCACCAUUUUGCUGGUGAACUUGACCGCAAGUUGUUAG